GCGGCGGCCGGUUACCGCCGGCCCCACUCCUGACUUCCGCCUGCCUCGAGUCCGGAGUCGUCGGCCUGCCAGGCGCUCGAUCGCUCAAGCCCGCGGCGUCCGACCAUGUUUGGCCUGCGGAGGAACGCGGUGAUCGGCCUGAACCUGUACUGCGGCGGCGCCAGCCUCGGCGCGGGCGGCGGCUCCCCGGCCGGGGCGCGCCUGACGGCCGAGGAGGCCAAGGCCCGGCGCGAGGGGGAGGGGGCCGCCCUGCUGCCCGGCGCGCGGGCGGUCGCGCGGCCGCCGCCCGUGGGCGCCGAGGACCCCGACGUCACGGCGGCGGCCGAGAGGCGGCGGCUGCGCUCGCCGGGCCUCCUGGCCGUGCCGCCCGACGAGAUGGCCGCGCCGGCUGCCGCCGCUUCCGCCGCCAUCGUGUCCCCCGAGGAGGAGCUGGACGGCUGCGAGCCGGAGGCGCUCAGCAAGCGCCCGGCCGUGCUGCCCCUGCUGGAGCGCGUGAGCGAGGCGGCGAGGAGCUCGGGCGCCGACGGCUCGCUGCCCUCCACGCCGCCGCCGGCCGAGAGGAGGACGGACGAGGACGAGCUGUACCGCCAGUCGCUGGAGAUCAUCUCGCGCUACCUGCGGGAGCAGGCGGCCGGCGCCAAGGACACGAAGCCGCUGGGCGAGGCGGGCGCGGCGGGCCGGAGGGCGCUGGAGACCCUGCGGCGCGUGGGCGACGGGGUGCAGCGCAACCACGAGACGGCCUUCCAGGGCAUGCUCCGGAAGCUGGACAUUAAGAACGAAGACGAUGUGAAAUCUUUUUCUCGAGUGAUGGUCCAUGUUUUCAAAGAUGGCGUAACAAACUGGGGCAGGAUUGUGACUCUUAUUUCUUUUGGUGCCUAUGUGGCCAAACACUUGAAGAGCAUAAACCAGGAGAGCUGCAUCGAACCAUUAGCAGAAAGUAUCACAGAUGUUCUUGUAAGGACAAAACGGGACUGGCUUGUCAAACAAAGAGGCUGGGAUGGGUUUGUGGAGUUCUUCCACGUACAGGACCUAGAAGGCGGCAUCAGAAAUGUGCUGCUGGCCUUUGCGGGUGUUGCUGGAGUAGGGGCUGGUCUGGCAUACCUAAUAAGAUAGCCUUGUGAGUGCAAUAGGUAACUUAACUCCGGCCACCAAACCACACGCUUCUGUGAAAACAAGUGUAUUUAUGAAGUUGGACUUGAAGCUGCCCGCUUUAACAAUCCAGGAGUUCCACUCUAGCAACAUAGCCAGAAAGCAAGCAAGUGGCUGCAGGAUUGUGACUAACAAGAAUAAAUACACGGGAAAGUGCUCCCUGUGGAAGAGUACUGUCCGAAAGAAGCAGUUUUCCCUCAGCAGACUGUGGAGGCCGUGGAGGAGGACUUGUAGAUUGGACGAAAGUGGGUAGAUGGACAGACUUGAUUCCUUAUCUAGAAGAGUGGCCAGUCAGGCUAGUCAUAGAGCUCAAUAAAUGUGCAGAAUCCACCACUCUCCUCUAGUGUUGAAAGAGAAGCACUAACAAUGGCGGUGACCUGUGUGGAGUGGAUUUAAGCUACAAGUGACCAGCUGUGACUAGAAGCCCCAGUACUGUAGGAGGAUGUGAAGGGGCCGCUCGGGGGAGCUCCCCCAGGUGCACUCCGUGACAGCCCAAGUGCUCGGGACACGAGGCCUGUCUGCUCGGGCUUGGUUUGGAUGACUAAGUUUAUCAGACUAGUUACGGCCAAAAGUACUUGACUCAAGGUUCGCUAAUUAGUUACAAGACUGAGAAGCCUCAAUUUUUAAGAAAAACAACUUAUAAAAAAUGUAUUUGUCUGUAAAAAUUGUAUAUAUUUUUACAGAAAGUCUAUUUCUUUGAAUAUAAAAAGAGGGAAGUCGUGGAUUUAGUUUUUCCAUACCCUUUUGAAAUUGCAACUUAUCUAGUUAGAAAUCUAUUUCUUACAGCUUUCUAAAACUUUGUCAUGAUCAGACCCAGUUGUGUGUAUGGACUGGUUGUAGUGGAACGAAUCAGAUUCAUAACUAUGCAGGUUUCGUUUUCCGGUCUGAUUUUGUAUCACAGAGGUAAGACAUUUGACCCCCAUUUGACGUGCUAAAAUUGUAAAGUGGUUUGGGAACACAGGCUAGACUCAUAACCAUGGUGCUAUUCACGGGGUUUACUUGUUUAACACAAGUUUAAGCCCGGUGGUGUCAAUAAACAAGUUAUGUAUUUCUUUUCUACUAAUGAUUGCCAAGCUUUGUUUUGAAUUUCUGUAUUGGUCUGUCUGAUGCUCCACCUAUUGUAAUGAGUUAACCUUGACUUCCUUUCCUUUCUUCACAUACUGGCCUGUUAUGCUCUCCCUGGUCCCUCUACAGAUAUAAUCGAGGUCUACAUUGCCUCCCUGAACCCCCACCCCCCAACUGGGAACCUGAGUGAUUUCCCUCCCGUCAGAGUCCGCAGAACUUUGUCUCCUUAGGGUAGUAACUUCCUCUGAGCCCUGUGACGGGCAGUGACAGCUAUGGGGGUGAGACCCCCUUUUCUUGGAUUGGCGUCUUCUCCACUGUUGCUUCUGCUGUCGAGAAAAGCGUCCAGAGUCAUAGCUUUAGCUACGGUUUGCUCCCGGUGUGAAUCUGCUCACUGGAAUGUAGAGAGAGGUGGUUCUGUUGAGCCUCAGUUACCUAGAAGCCACUGGUAAGCUGAAGGUGUUUGUUUGAGCUAGGGUCAUUUGGAAGCUUUGGUCCCAGAACGUGACCUUUAGUCAGGACUGCAGAUAAAAAUAGGCAUGAAUCAGAUGACUAAGAAUGCAGUGGGAAAGAAGUGCCCUGCCGCCCAUCUCAGCCAUAGGUCAUCCUGCUGGAGCUAUUUGUACCUGUGUAUUUAUCCUUGGUUAUAAAUUGCUUAUUUAUGUUUAUAUCUUGGACUUAUAAGCACUUUAUGUAGUUUAAUUAACCCUACAGGUUAAGGUGACUGAAAGACUAGCCCCCCCCCCAUUCAGUCGUGGAAGUUUGUGUUUAUGCAGACAGGAUCUUAGUAGGUGUUUUAGCUCCAGGGCCCUGAAGACUUGGAGAGCUCAAGUGGUUGAGAAAAGGUUUAUUUAGAGGGAGAAGAGAGAGGCACGAGGCCUGAGUGCUGACUAGCUGAAGAGUUGAGACACAUCCUCCAAAGGGAAGAGGGAGGGGCUGCUUGGAAAGCUGGCUCUCAGCAAAUUCUGUUUGUCUUACACUUCUCUCAGGGAAAAAACCAAAACAGUCUUCAAGCAUCCAUGUACAAUCUACCUGGGGUGGUGAAACCUUCAUUCUGGUAGAACCAGCAUUUCUAACAUCUGUUCCCAAAAGGGUUAGGACCAACUGCAAGUUAAUGUGGGUUGUAAAAAAUGUGUUUCCCUAAACUGUUUCUUCUCCUGAGGAAAAAAAAAAAUAAACCUUUUUUUUUUUCUUCUCCAAAG
Molecule: messenger RNA, 3413 nt
Organism: Peromyscus leucopus (white-footed mouse)
Lineage: Eukaryota; Metazoa; Chordata; Mammalia; Rodentia; Cricetidae
Gene: Mcl1
Product: MCL1 apoptosis regulator, BCL2 family member
Biological process (GO): extrinsic apoptotic signaling pathway in absence of ligand; release of cytochrome c from mitochondria; intrinsic apoptotic signaling pathway in response to DNA damage
Cellular component (GO): mitochondrial outer membrane
Molecular function (GO): channel activity; protein heterodimerization activity; protein homodimerization activity
Source: RefSeq, a predicted model, not a curated record